Messenger RNA from Neoarius graeffei (lesser salmon catfish), 668 nucleotides. Its product is annotated as gamma-crystallin M2-like. NCBI's taxonomy places the organism in Eukaryota, Metazoa, Chordata, Actinopteri, Siluriformes, Ariidae. Bases 132 to 668 code for a protein of 178 amino acids. The record is from RefSeq and is a predicted model, not a curated record. Gene Ontology annotation, biological process: lens development in camera-type eye; visual perception. The transcript is spliced from 3 exons. Gene Ontology annotation, molecular function: structural constituent of eye lens.
CUUGGUCAGGAGUUUUCACAAGAGGAGGCACUCGUUCUUUAUUCCUGGUCCAGGUAUAAAUGCAGGGGUUAAUCCAGGCAGGAUGAUGGUUCGUCAGUUGGAAAGAGCUUGAACAAACCAAACAAGCCAUCAUGACUAUGGGCAAGGUUAUCUUCUACGAAGACAGGAACUUCAUGGGGCGCUCCUAUGAGUGCACCAGUGAUUGUUCCAAUUUGUACUCUUACAUGAGCCGCUGCCACUCCUGCAGGGUGGAGAGCGGCUGCUGGAUGGUCUACGACCACCCCAACUUCAUGGGAAACCAGUAUUUCCUGAGGAGGGGCGAGUACGCUGACUACAUGAGCAUGUGGGGCUGGGGCAACAACUACAUCAGGUCCUGCCGCAUGAUCCCCAUGUACAGAGGAUCCUACAGAAUGAGGAUCUAUGAGAGGGACAACUUCAUGGGUCAGAUGAUGGAGGUGACGGAUGACUGCGAUUCCUUCAUGGAUCGCUACCACUGGUCCAAUGGCUGCAUGUCCUGCCAUGUGAUGGAUGGCCACUGGCUCAUGUAUGAGUAUCCCCACUACAGAGGCAGGAUGUGGUACUUCAGGCCUGGAGAGUACAGAAACUUCAGGGACUACGGUGGCAUGAGGUUCAUGAGCAUGAGGCGCAUCAUGGACUCCUGGUAUUGA